AGUCCUUCUUAUAUAGUCAGGGAGCCCAUUCUUAUCGCGCACUCUAAGAAAGGAAGCCACUGGUUCGUGUUGGUAUAAGAGUUGUUCUACAGCCAAAGUAAAAAUGAGGGAAAUCGUGCAUCUUCAAGCUGGACAGUGUGGAAACCAGAUCGGAGCUAAGGUUAGUCAUCUGUUUUAUUAAUAUGGUACAAAUCGAGCGAUAAAUAACUGUGCGUAAUAUCGCCGUUUCUUUGUAUGCGUGUCCAGUUAACCACACCCAAAGAACUGUAUUGUUAAUGGAAAUGCAAGCAAAGAAUAUUCCUAACCUAUAUUGGUUGACGUUAUUGUUUGAUGGGGGAGAAAAUUAAAAAAGUGUUGGUCUUUUUUAUGCACUACUGUAUAUUUUUAUUGGACCGGUUUUAUUUGGUUUGGAAAUUAUCCUUACACUGUAGCCUACUGGUGAGUGAGACAAUAUACAUGAGAAUGGGUAUUAAGAAAUUGUUUUAUUAAAUAUGUACAAAUCCAUUAAAUGUGAAUAUGGGUAUGGAUUACAACAAUUUACUCGACCUACUGCAAUGCGCAAAAGGGGAAGUAGGCCUAAGAGAUGUCAAAUUAAAUGGCCAUAUUCCAAGUAAUCUAUUAAGUAGUGAAUACAAAUCGGUUAUUGUUUUAAAACAACAACAAAAAUCCCGAAAAAAAAAGGGAAAUUUGUUUAAUCCCAUAUUAUGACCUAAAUUCGUCUCAUUAAUAGCGCGCCGCGCCCGGUUUUUUGGCAGAUGUGGGCGGUGUUUCAGCAAGUGACGUUUUCGACAUUUUCAAAACCAUUGCUGAUGGGUUUCAGCCAAUCGGAGGUCAUGCCGCGCGCGCGGAAUUUUACAGGAGGGACAUUUUCAUUCCAGAUACCUAACCAUAAGUGUGUACCUAUAAUGAACCUUGCAAUAUAGUCGAUUUGAUCCAUUGACGUGAUAAAAUGGGAAUAUUGAAACAAUCUAAUAACUGCAUAGGCCUACCAUGUAUUUGAUUAACGGAUCACACUUUGAAUGGCAUAUUAGCCUACCUGUUAUGAAUUCCAUUUUGCGCUGUAAACUAAAACCGACUGCUCUUCUUCCAGUUCUGGGAGGUGAUCAGUGACGAACAUGGCAUUGACCCAACUGGUACAUACCAUGGGGACAGUGACCUCCAGCUCGACAGGAUCAACGUCUACUACAAUGAAGCCUCAGGUAAGCCUUGUUUGUCUAAUGUAUAACCACAUUUAUCAAAUUCCUUAUCCUUCUCAAUUGAAUAUAUGUGUGGUUCUGACAUUGACCUUUAUUUUCCUCCUGGUUGUCUAGGUGGUAAAUACGUGCCUCGUGCCGUGCUUGUCGACUUGGAGCCAGGGACCAUGGACUCUGUGAGAUCUGGACCCUUCGGCCAGAUCUUCAGACCUGACAACUUUGUGUUCGGUAGGUCCCUCUGCUUCAUAUUUCAAUAUGAUAAAAAUACUGUACAUAAUGUCGCCAAAGAAAGGCGAGAGGAUUUAUCCAAUCUCUUGUUUUGCAGGCCAGAGUGGUGCUGGAAACAACUGGGCCAAGGGCCACUACACAGAGGGAGCUGAGCUGGUGGACUCCGUCCUGGAUGUUGUGAGGAAGGAGGCUGAGAGCUGUGACUGUCUGCAGGGCUUCCAGCUCACCCACUCCCUGGGAGGUGGAACCGGCUCUGGCAUGGGCACCCUGCUCAUCAGCAAGAUCCGUGAAGAGUACCCCGACCGCAUCAUGAACACCUUCAGCGUGGUGCCCUCACCCAAAGUAUCAGACACUGUGGUGGAGCCCUACAACGCCACCCUCUCAGUCCACCAGCUAGUGGAGAACACUGAUGAGACCUUCUGUAUUGACAACGAGGCUCUCUAUGACAUCUGCUUCCGUACCCUCAAACUCACUACUCCCUCCUACGGCGACCUCAACCACCUGGUGUCGGCAACAAUGAGCGGUGUCACAACCUGCCUGCGAUUCCCAGGACAGCUCAACGCUGACCUCCGCAAGCUGGCUGUCAACAUGGUGCCCUUCCCCCGUCUCCACUUCUUCAUGCCUGGCUUCGCCCCCCUCACCAGCAGGGGAAGCCAGCAGUACCGCUCCCUCACUGUGCCCGAGCUCACCCAGCAGAUGUUCGAUGCCAAGAACAUGAUGGCCGCCUGCGACCCCCGCCACGGCCGCUACCUUACAGUGGCUGCCAUCUUCCGCGGACGCAUGUCCAUGAAGGAGGUGGAUGAGCAGAUGCUGAACGUGCAGAACAAGAACAGCAGCUACUUCGUUGAAUGGAUCCCCAACAAUGUCAAGACCGCCGUCUGCGACAUUCCUCCCCGUGGCCUCAAGAUGGCUGCUACCUUCAUCGGCAACAGCACAGCCAUCCAGGAGCUGUUCAAGCGUAUCUCAGAGCAGUUCACAGCCAUGUUCAGGCGUAAGGCUUUCCUCCAUUGGUACACCGGAGAGGGUAUGGACGAGAUGGAGUUCACUGAGGCUGAGAGCAACAUGAAUGACCUGGUGUCUGAGUACCAGCAGUACCAGGAUGCCACCGCUGAGGAGGAGGGAGAGUUUGAAGAGGAGGGAGAAGAGGAGCUGGCCUAAAUGUUUGUAAUUGUGCACAUCCAAGCUGUAUAAUUCACUGACAUGUCAGUCUCGACCUUUCCAGUGUUCCAUUAACUGUCCUUUUUUGUUUUGUCACCUCUGCUAUUCCUGUCAUUUCUUGUCUGUACAGAAACAUGUCAAUAAAAGUUCUUUUGUUUAAUGUGCUGUAUCCCUCGAUUUAAUGGUUGCUUCAAUAAACUAUGGUUGGGCUUCAAUAAUAGCCAGAUCAGUUGUCACGUCAAACCAUUAUUCUUACAACCACCAGUUCUUCAACUAGGCAAUAGGUUUC
Messenger RNA from Coregonus sp. 'balchen', 2868 nucleotides. NCBI's taxonomy places the organism in Eukaryota, Metazoa, Chordata, Actinopteri, Salmoniformes, Salmonidae. The record is from the annotation of a GenBank genome assembly.